This is a messenger RNA of Kwoniella shivajii, 1878 nucleotides long. RefSeq lists its product as uncharacterized. The record is from RefSeq and is a predicted model, not a curated record. Bases 1 to 1878 code for a protein of 625 amino acids. Lineage: Eukaryota; Fungi; Basidiomycota; Tremellomycetes; Tremellales; Cryptococcaceae. The transcript is spliced from 3 exons.
AUGCCACCAUCACUCUUAUAUCACUCAUCGAACCCUACCCUCUACCCGACCAAUACCGAUAAUACAUUAUUGGUAAUUCGAUUCAAUGGUCCUGUCAGGAUCAGUAAUAUACGAUUCACACCUGAGGGUGUGGAAGGUAUAUCUGGCACAAUAGGUACCACAUACCCAUCGUCAUGGACAGGUCAAAUUUUAUUGAACAUAUCACCUUCGAAUCCAAUCAACGCCUUAACUUCGACCACCAUCAAAGUGAUACCGUCUGGAAAUCCAUUAGAUUGUCCUAUAAAUAUGCCCGUUGGGGUCACAACAAGAAUGAUGAUGCUACAUUCUCCUGUGAAAAGACUGACGAUAUCGAUAUAUGGUUAUUCGGGUGAUGAGCUACCGAUCGAGCACCCGGACUUGACAGGGAGCUCAGAAGUCUCUCUGAAUGAAGGGAAUAAAGUCGAAAAGGAGAAUUAUGAUUGGUUAUGGAAAUGGACAGGUGGAGAUCUUUCGUCAUCGUCGAUAUCAUCAUUGUCCGAUUUGCUGGAAUCAGAAGAGAGCAUCCCUCAAAUGGUGUUGGAUCGAUCAAUCGAAUGUUUAAGCUUCUUAGAUGAGAUCCAACCUAUAUUACCUGAAAUGAUCAAUAAUCAUCCUAAAAUAGUUCAACUUAUCUUGUUGGAUCAGCAAUCGCCCUCACCCUCAUCCUUAUUAACCCAACCUCAACCUCAACCUCAAUCUCAAUCUCAACAUCAACAUCAACAUCAACAUCAACAUCAACAUCAACAUCAACAUCAACCUCAAAUCACUUCUCUCAAAGACAAGAUACUAUCGAAUCCGGAAUACGCAUUACAUCCAUCUGUUUCAAAACACUUGGCUUCUGAUCAUCCUUAUUAUCAAUUAGCCACAGCCUCGACUUCCUCAAGACAUCAAAUGGCAUGGAAAAGCCUUUCUUGUCAAUCAUCACAGACAUCAAAUCUGGCUUCAUUAAUCUCGUUGCGAGAUAUAACAGAAGCAGAUCUGUUGACCGCAGGAAAAGACUAUGAGACGAGUAAUCUGAUUAGAUUGAUUGAAUUGGCUAAUUCAUAUUCUGACAAAAACGAUUCAUCUUCCUCGAAAUGUUUGGAACAAGUAUUGGAUAUUUUAAAUCAUCCUUUUGAAGAUACAUUAUUGAAUAAUCGUUUAGCAAGGAUAAUACCCAAAUUGAUGGUUGUAAAUAAUAUGAAAAGUGGAUUUCAACGAACUUUACAACUUCCAUUAUCCUGUUCUAAGGAAAUUGUUAGAUCGUUGAUUGAGAUGUCAUCUCGGGUCAUAAAUGGCAAAUCAGCAUGGACAACAACGAAAUCACUCGCUGAGAGAUAUGCCGACUCGUUGGAUGAUGAUGAUCCUAUGAAACGGAUAUUUUCGUCCAAUCCUGCUUCUGGUGUUGAGGUGGUGUAUGGGGAUAAUGAAGAUGGAAGAAGGAUAGGUAGAUUCUCAAAAGCAUUGGACAUGGAACUGAACUCUUCAUCGUUUUCAACAAGAUCCAAGGUUGACUCAAUGAACUAUUCGAUUAAACCAUCUGAAUUGAUCCAAUUGAUAUCACCUGGAUUAUAUAAUUCACUAUCAACGGCUAAAUCACCUCUGUAUGGGAUCGUAUCGACCGUAUCUCCUGAGAUGGAUCAAGGGGCUAAAGCCUUUGCUGGAAAAGUAUACUCUCACCAUGAAUUCAGAAAAGAUAGAAGUGCAGGUAACGAUCCUUCCAUCCCUGUGGGUCUGGGUAUCAAUGCUAUGGGCAAUGGUAAUGGGAGUGCAAGUGGAAUUGGAUCUAUGAGUGGAUUAGGUGGAAUGGGUGGACUGGGUAUAAGCAAUAUCGGUGGUAGAGCUGCUAGUAGACAUGUUGAUAGCUGGUCUAAAACGUGA